AUGAACAACCCGAUCGUUUCAUGGCUUCUUCUUGCUAUAUCCACAAUCUCCAUCUUCUCCGACGUAGCUAGGGCUUCAACUUCAGCCCAGUGUCUUGGGAUCGACCAGAGAUCACUCUUGCUCGAGCUGAGAAACAACCUCAUCUUCAAUGCCUCCGAGUCUUCCAAGCUAGUACAGUGGGACCGAAGUGCCGAUUCAUGGAGCGGUGUGACGUGCGAGGACGGCCUUGUUGUGGGACUUGAUUUGAGCGUUGAGUCGAUCUCUAGCGGAAUCGACAGUUCGUCAAGUCUCUUCAAACUUGUGUUCCUUCGGAGCCUGAACUUGGCUUUCAACGACUUCAACUACAUGGCAAUUCCAUCGGGCCUCGUGAAUCUCAGCCGCUUGGAACAUCUCAACUUGUCCUUCGCUGGAUUCACUGGGCAGAUUCCUGCUAAGCUAUCUCGCCUGAGGAAGCUACGUACUCUUGAUCUCACUUGCUCUUUCUCUAGUCCAGCUCUGCUAAAACUUGACAAGCCCUCUUUGAGGUCGCUGAUUGGGGAUUUGGGGGAGUUGAGGGAGUUGUACCUUGAUGGGGUCAAUGUGUCUACUGAGGGAAGUGAGUGGUGCGACGCGUUGUCUUCUUCAGUUCCAAAACUUGAGGUGCUGAGCAUGUCGGACUGUUCUCUGUCUGGUCCUAUUGAUGCUUCUCUUAUGAGUCUUGCUAAUCUGUCGGUCAUUCAACUCGGAGGCAACAACUUGUCCACCACAGUUCCUAGUUUCUUAGCAAAUUUCUCUAGCUUGAAAACACUGCACCUAGGUGAUUGCGACCUGCAGGGAGAAUUUCCUCAAAAAGUCUUCCAAGUAAAAACACUUAAAAACCUUGUCCUAUCACGCAAUGAACUCCUUCAGGUAUCUUUGCCCGAUUUUUUGGAGGACAAUUCUCUUGAGACUCUGGUCAUGCCUAGUACCAAUAUCUUAGGGAGGAUACCCGAUUCAAUCGAUAGCUGGGCUUGGUGGGCCAAGUUGAGGGGACAAAGAGAUGAGGAAGAGAUCAUUGGUGGCCCCCUCAGCCUAGCCGAUCCCCUCCUUCUCCUUGCCCGUCGACCACCUUCUAGUGAAGGCCAAGAAGCUUCAAAACUCCAGAGAGAACCGGACCAACAGCCCCUCUUGCCCAUCGAAGCUCGCCGGAGUCCAAUCAGUCGUUGUUGCGCCGCUCACAUCCGCCAGCCGCUGCUUGCUCGCAACCGCGCCCAGCUUGCUGCCGUUUCGAGUUGUUCUGCCGUCCAGCUGCUUGUCUGGCCUCCGUGUAUCACUAUGGUGGUUGCUUGA
Messenger RNA from Eucalyptus grandis, 1308 nucleotides. RefSeq names its product receptor-like protein 6. Gene Ontology annotation, molecular function: protein binding. Lineage: Eukaryota; Viridiplantae; Streptophyta; Magnoliopsida; Myrtales; Myrtaceae. The transcript has 2 exons. The coding region runs from base 1 to 1308 and encodes 435 amino acids. The record is from RefSeq and is a predicted model, not a curated record.